Messenger RNA from Camelina sativa (false flax), 607 nucleotides. RefSeq lists its product as uncharacterized. NCBI's taxonomy places the organism in Eukaryota, Viridiplantae, Streptophyta, Magnoliopsida, Brassicales, Brassicaceae. The record is from RefSeq and is a predicted model, not a curated record.
AAAACUAAUCUCGAAGAAACAUUUGCUUUGUGUGUGUGUGAGAGAGAGAGAGAGAGGAGAGAGGCGGCGAUGGGAGGAGGAAUGGGUGCGUUUUGGGGAACUAGGGUGAUGGAACUAGUGAAGAAGCACGAUUCCGGUGGUCUUCUUUGGAAGCGAAUCAAGCUUACACCUACUCGUAAAGCCAAUGCCAAAACUCGCCUCCGUCGCGUUUGGCAGAAUGAGGCUGUUCUAAGGGCGUGUGGUGAAUCAGAUGCACCAAAUCCGCCGGGAGCUAGCAACACAAAAAGCUGUAGCAGUGGUUUGAAAAAGAAUUAAGGCGGAAGUGAAGCUAGAAACAUGGUCGGUAGUUUGUAAUCGUAGAUCAAGUCUCUGUCUUUUCCUGAUUUAACAAAAAAAUAAUAGCAGAGGUUGGUUUUACAUGUUGAAUCUUGUGUUGUUGGGUUUAUUGGUUUUACAUGUUGAAUCUGCAACGGGUUUAGCAAAAAAGCAGAGCCACCCCAGACCAAAGCCGAACAUGAGAUUUGAGUAUUGUUACCUUUUUAUUGCUUUUUUUGUCACAAAGAAAGUUGUUCGUCAGGUGCUCAAUUACUUGCUCUUGGCAACUCAA